AUGUGCGUCAGCGCCGUCAGCAGCAAAAACUUUUGGUUGUAUUUCAGGCGGCGGAGACAAUCCAAGGAGACACCGAGAGCAGCAGGAGAAAUAUACAAAAAGGGACUCUCACCUGAGCAGCAGCAGCAGCAGCAGCAACAGCAGCAGCAGCAGCAGCAGCAGCAGCAGAAGCAGUGGCUGCAAAGGCCUCAACUGCAGCAGCAGCAGCAACAGCAACAGCAGCAGCAGCAGCAGCAGAAGCAGCAGCAGCAGCAGCAGCAACACAGACACGCUCCACAACUCUGUCAAAGAUAG
Eimeria mitis is the source of this 294-nucleotide messenger RNA. RefSeq lists its product as uncharacterized. The record is from RefSeq and is a predicted model, not a curated record. The coding region runs from base 1 to 294 and encodes 97 amino acids. The transcript is spliced from 2 exons. Lineage: Eukaryota; Apicomplexa; Conoidasida; Eucoccidiorida; Eimeriidae.